AUGGCUAACGGUACAAAGAAACUUGAUGAACACAACCUAAUGGUGCUCCGAGAACAACUAUCAUUGCCAGCAAAUAAAUAUUGCUUUGAUUGUCACCAAAGAGGACCAACAUAUGUGAAUGUAACCAUAGGUUCAUUUGUCUGUACAUCAUGUUCUGGACUAUUACGAGGUCUUACUCCACCACACAGAGUAAAAAGCGUAUCAAUGGCAACAUUUAGCACAGAGGAAAUUGACUUCAUAAAAUCCAGAGGAAACGAAAGCUGUCAAAGGGUUUGGUUAGGAAUGUAUGACACAAAACAACCUACAAAAGAUGAAAAACAAAUAAAAGAAUUUAUGGUUGCAAAAUAUGAAAAAAAAAUGUAUUAUUCUGAUCAAGUUUCACAAAAACUAAAUAAUGGUAUUCAAGCAACGCCUGCUGUUACCACUUUAACAACAAAUCAUCAAAACCCUAGUACUACUACUACACCUGCAAUAAAUAUAUCAUCCCCAAACAAAUUUGAGUUUUUAAAAGAAGAACCCUCAAACCAAAAUCAAUCUCCAACUCAAACAUCUCAGUCUUUUGCAAAUUUUGAAAAUAAUCCAGUGUUUUCUACAUCUUUUGAUACUUCCAAAAAUAUUGGUGUAGCAAUUGAAAGUACAAGUCCAAGUACAAGUUGGAAAGCAAAUGGUUCUCAAGCACCUACUGAAGACCGUUAUGCUGCAUUGAAAGAUCUCGAUUGCUUAAUGAAAUCUCAAGUUCAACAAGAUACUCCUCCCCAACUAAAUAAUAGUAACAGUUCUGCAUGGAGUUCUGAUGCAUCUUUGAAUGGAACAUGGAGCAGUCAAGUCUCUGAAAAUACACCUCAGAAUCCAUUCAAAAAUAGUGUUGAAGAUGAUUGGGCAUCAACAAAUCAUGUAGUUAACCCAUUUGCAAAUAAUAUACCAGAUAAUUGGCAGAAUAAUAUUCAAUGGCCAAAUGGUUUAACUUCCAGCCAAUCGAUGGGCUUUAAUGAUGUAACACCUUGGAGUGCAGAUUUCUCAAAUCCAUUUAAAGUUGGAUCAGCCUCUCCGUUAAAUAAACAUUCAAGCAAUCCAUUUUUAUAA
Macrosiphum euphorbiae (potato aphid) is the source of this 1083-nucleotide messenger RNA. The record is from the annotation of a GenBank genome assembly. NCBI's taxonomy places the organism in Eukaryota, Metazoa, Arthropoda, Insecta, Hemiptera, Aphididae.